This is a messenger RNA of Gloeophyllum trabeum ATCC 11539, 1440 nucleotides long. RefSeq lists its product as uncharacterized. NCBI's taxonomy places the organism in Eukaryota, Fungi, Basidiomycota, Agaricomycetes, Gloeophyllales, Gloeophyllaceae. Bases 1 to 1440 code for a protein of 479 amino acids. The record is from RefSeq and is a predicted model, not a curated record. The transcript has a single exon.
AUGACCGCCGCAGCACUUCCCACUUCGUCCGCUGCGAACAACCAUUCCACUGAAGUCGCGCUGCUCUCCGUCCUCGCCGUCUUCAUCGUCCUCGUCCUCGUCAAAUGCAUCUACCUCAAAUACAGGCGUCUCCACUCUAUCCACCUCCUCCCCAUCUCCUACUCCCCGGCGACGACCUCGGACAACUCCCGCCCGACUUCCAUGGCGCUUUCAAUCUCUGAGAAAGUGGAAUACCAGGCUACAAGGAAUAGCUACCUCGUCGGUCUGCUCGGCUCGCCCGACUGGGAGACGCAAAUGCAGAUGCGCCUCAGCAAGCUCGCGCGCGAAGAGUUCAAGCAGAGGAACCCGCAGCUCAGGACACCGAGGACCUAUUCCGCUGUUUCUAUGAGCUUGUACUCUUCUUGCCGAAGUGAUCCGUCGCUUUUGCAAAGCCCCUCCUUCAGCGAGCUGUUUGGCGCGUCCUCUCUGACCUACUCGGCGGCUGCUUCUUCUCUGGACGUCCCCGAGGCGGCACAUGUCAAGCACCCGGCUGCCCAGAGGUCCAUGUCCAGCAUCGGCGACGCCUCUCUGUCCUCUCCUACUCUGUGCACUAGUAGCUCUUGUCACUCUCUCGGGAACCUGUCCUGUGACGCUUCUAGUUCCGCGCCUCGCUUCGUCAUCUCUAGGAUGUCCUCCCUGGUCUCCGUGCAGAGUCGCCAAUCCAUGUACCUCGAAGUCCCCGCGCCAUACCCUGCUGCUACCUCCUCGCUCGGCCAGACCAUACGCCGCCCGAUACCCCGGACCCAGUCUGCGUCUCCUCUGAACCGCGCCUCGGUCAUCGGCGAUGGGAAGCGGUCGUCCUACCACAAACCUACCGUCAAACACAAGUCCUCUCCGUCUCUCCGCUCGGCUGCUACCUCUCCCUCUCUGCGCUCUGUUGCCCCAUCUCCGUCUCUCCACUCUGUCGCCACGUCUCCCGCUGUGCGCUCUGCCGCCCCCUCUCCGUCUCUCCCCUUUGUGGCUACCUGUCCCUCUGUGCGCUCUGCUGCUGCCUCGUCCGACCACACCGACGAAGACAAAGAAAACCAAGACGCAGAAUUCGGCAAAUCUGCCCGGCCCACUGUCUCCCGCUCAGCCGUCCGGAAACGCGGCCCCGCUCGCGGGGGCGGGGAAAGCCCCUCUGUCCUGUCCAAAGCAUCCUCCCGCCGCCCGUUCGCCUCGAUCGCGCAGACGCUCAACGUCGAGCCGCUCGCGACAAUGCCAUCUACUGCCGAGGCCUCUUCGGGUUCUCCGAAGCGUGUAAGUGCUGGACGUGAAAAGGUCCCGCGGCAGCCGUCGCCGCUGAAGAGCUCCUCGAUGGAUGCCGGCGCGACGUCUGGGGCGCUGCAUGGACUGGGACUCGACCUGGACUGCUUGAGUAGCUGCGACGACGGCUGUAUAACGAUGCGCGCUUCGGAAUAG